UUACCAGGAAACCAGGAAACCAGGACCGUGAAACCAGGAAGUGGACAGUUUUUCAUCAGAAUGAGGCAAAGAGAAAUAAACACGAUAAAACGUUUAAUGAAACUAAGUUUAAAAUGAGAACAGAAUCAGCUUUGUUUCCUCAAUGUUCAUCUUGGUCUUUUUAGUUCUUAUGGGGACAGUAGUGGCGAUAAACGACGCUCCACCUGUCGUAGACUUGUUAACAAGAGACGCCACAGAUGAGACACACAUCUUUCUAUUGUGUGGAGCCACAGGCUUCAACACAGAAGACAUCGUCCUGAACAUCAAGAAGAAUCACUGUGCUCAGACUAAAGAGGACGGAGUGGAGACUGAAGGAGUUAAACCAAACGCAUUCAACAUCUUCUGGAGAGGAGACCACGUGGAGAUUUUAAAGUCUGAAGUGUCUCGUUACAGCUGUGAAGUCAGUCAUGCUGCAUCCCAUUUUCGUGUUGAGAAGGUUUGGGAUCCUGACUCUGAUGGAAAAGGACGGAUCAUUUCAUCUAAGUUCAUAGACACAACUCCUCCUCAUGUGAAGAUGUUUCCAGAGAACUCUGAAGUUCAGACCAACGUCAUUGUGACGUGUCUGGUCUCAGGCUUCUACCCAAACAACAUCAUCCUGAAUAUGAAGAGGAACGGCCGUAUUCUAACCAGAGAGGACGGAGUGAAGAGUUCAGGAGUUUGUUCAUAUGAAGACGGCACCUUCCAGAGAAGAGACUCUGUGGAGAUUAAAAGAUCAGACACGUCUGAUUACAGCUGUGAAGUCAUUCAUGAUGCAUCUGGUUCACGAGUUGAGAAGUUUUGGGAUCAUCGUCCUCCUCUUCCUCACUCUGAUGGAGCUGGGGACAAGACUGGUGUCAUCACUGGUCCAGUGGUAGGAGGCGUCCUGGUCCUGGGUCUAAUUCUGGUUGUGGUUCUUUACAAAAAAGGCUUCUGUGGAGCAGCCAGAUGUAGAACGACCCCAGGGAGACCACUGCGGGCUAUGGCUUCUAGACAAGGACCAGGAGGGUCUGACUUGUCUCUGAUUUCGGGAGCCUCUGCUUCAAGACGUCCUGCAACUUCUGUCCCUGAUUCUGGAGAGUCUGACAUUGACAAUUAAAUCAAGACCACUGAACGUGAGAGUAUCUUGAAAGGAAAUGUCCUGGCGUAAGUCUGAAACCCUGAAACAUCAAAUCCAUCCAUCAGUGAGCAGGAGACUGAGGACGAGGAAUUUAAAUGAAAACUAAAGUAUUUUGUUGUUUGGUAGAAAAUUGAUGAAUCAACACUAAUCCAUCAUUUUCACAGAAGCUUUUAACUGAAUUAAAAUCUAGAGAAAUAUCGUAAAUGCACUGAAAGAAGAACAAUGUGAAGUGAAAGAGUUUAAAGUGGUCAUUGACCAGUUUGAUGUUAAAGAAGCUUUUUCCUGAUGUGAGGUGAAUUCAUUCAGUCUGUGUUGAAGUCAACUUCCUUCACCUCAUCAGCUGGAAGCAACUGGUGCUACUUCACAGUUUAAAGCGUCAACAAACCAGUGGAUCCAGAAAGAGACGGAACAAAGAUUUAGACAGAAACAUUUAGCCUCAAUGAAACAUAAAUACUGGAUGGAUUUGGACCAAACUGAUAAAAUCACCAUCUCACUAAUACUAAUACCAUAAAAAACUGUAUUAAUACUCAAAAUAUCCCUGUUUGUUGUGUUAGAUUUUUUUAAAUUAACUCAAGUUCCAGUGAAUAUUAAGUUUUGAACUUCUGUAUGUGUUAGUGGCCUAAAAGCACGUUCUAAAAAACUUUUUAUACACAUUUUAUACUGUUCAUUACAGAGUUCUUUGGGUCGAAUUUAUCAAUUUGUUUUAAAACCAUUUAAUUUUUUUUAUACAAUCACAUAAAGUAACACAUGUUGUGAUCUCGGUCAAAAGUGACCAUGAAUAUUUUAACUGUGAACAAAGGAAAUUAUCCCAAAUCUGCACUUGACAUUUUCACAAUAUUACAAGGUUGAUGUCUUCAUACAUUAAUUAUACUGCAUAAUUAUACAUAAUGGUAACUGGUCUAUCUGAUAUG
Messenger RNA from Mugil cephalus (flathead mullet), 2046 nucleotides. RefSeq names its product RT1 class I histocompatibility antigen, AA alpha chain-like. NCBI's taxonomy places the organism in Eukaryota, Metazoa, Chordata, Actinopteri, Mugiliformes, Mugilidae. Gene Ontology annotation, biological process: immune response. The transcript has 9 exons. The record is from RefSeq and is a predicted model, not a curated record. The coding region runs from base 143 to 1114 and encodes 323 amino acids. Gene Ontology annotation, cellular component: external side of plasma membrane.